Paramecium tetraurelia is the source of this 1119-nucleotide messenger RNA. RefSeq lists its product as uncharacterized. The transcript is spliced from 2 exons. The record is from RefSeq and is a predicted model, not a curated record. Lineage: Eukaryota; Ciliophora; Oligohymenophorea; Peniculida; Parameciidae. Gene Ontology annotation, biological process: rRNA processing.
AUGUAGAAGUUAAGAGAAGAUGAUGAAUUUAAAUAAUUACUCAAAAAGGAUUAGCAAACAUCUCUCAAACAAAUAUAAGGAGACAACUAUAUGCCUGAACCUAAAAGAGGAGAUUCAAGAUUGCCAAGAGUUAAGGACAAUCUAAAGGAAACAAACACACAUCUGACUGAACAGAAAAGAAUUAAUUCAGCAAUAAAAUCUCUAGAAGUUAAAGAUGAGUCUUCAAAAGCUGUUAUUAAGAAUGCAUUGAAAGAGGAAUUCUUUCUUAUGAAAAAGUUAUCUGAAGAAAAUGCCAAGAUGGAAGAGGAAAUCAAAGUUAAAAAGAGAAAGAAAGAGUUGAAAGACAUAUUCAAAUAAAUUGAAGAAAUGGAUAUAUAACCAGAUGAUUAAAAUGCAGAAGUACACAUCCCAUUAUUAUUCUAUUAGCAAAUCCCUUAUUUUAAUAAAUUAUCAAUGGAAGAGAAAUAUGAAAGAAUUGCUGAUUGGAACAAAAGAUACGAAGUCUUAGGGAAGGUUGAUCCUUAUCUUUUGCAAAGAGCUAGGACCAGUCAAAACAUAGAGAAUUUUAUUUAUACUAAUUUGGAAGAUGGUUAAAAAUACUUUGAUUAGGUUAAAAUAAAAGGAGGUGUUUCAAUAGGUGAGAUACUGACAAAUAAAGCUUGUACUGUAGUUUGGAUUUACAUUAAUUUCUUAGAGAAUUUGGAUAAGAAAGAAUAGAAUGAAUAUCUGGAUAAAUUAAAUAAGAAUUCUAAAUAGUUGAGUUGGAAAAUGUGUUAAGAUUUGGGAUUGAAGUAUGGACCAGAUAUAAGAUUCUCCUUGAGUAAAAGAGAGGAGAAGGAAAAUGAAGUGAAGAAGGAGUUGGAUGAAAAUGCAAAGGAAUUAGUUAAACAAGACUUGAUUGAAAAAUACUAAGCAGGUGAAAUACCUAGAAAAAUCAAAAAAUCCAAAUUCAAUGAAAUUGUUUAAGAAUUUAAAGAAAAGAAAAUUUAUCUCACUGGAAAAAUUUCAAAUUCUGAAAUACCAUCAACCAAAAGUAAAGCUGACGAAAAGGAAAUCCAUGGCAAGAAGGGCAAUUUGAAUCAAAAAACUGCAGCUGAAAAGUUUUGGGACUAACUCUGA